Molecule: messenger RNA, 2357 nt
Organism: Pomacea canaliculata
Lineage: Eukaryota; Metazoa; Mollusca; Gastropoda; Architaenioglossa; Ampullariidae
Product: putative defense protein 3
Exons: 5
Coding region: 249-944 (231 amino acids)
Molecular function (GO): oxidoreductase activity, acting on metal ions
Source: RefSeq, a predicted model, not a curated record
GGUAAUCAACCAAACGUGGGUAGAGGAACAAACCAACAAACUCCAUCUUGGUGUAAACUACUGAGACAGUAGUGCACAGCUACUGCAGGUCAUUCUCACGUCCAUUAGGCUGACCUGGAUUUGUGGUAAACACAACCUUGUGUUCUCUUCAUCCAAGCGUUCAGUGCGCGGCAGAAGGCCCAAAGGACACCUUUACUACCUGUCAGUUAAAAGUUUCUAACACGCGCUCAAUCUACUCACCUUCCACAAUGCAGUCGUGGGUCGUGCUGCUCUCUGCUGUGCUGCUGUCGUGCUGCGGACCAUCUCUAGCGUACCCAGACGGCGCUCCAAAAGAAGCAUGCACCAACAUGUUUCCCAUCGGACACCACGCGGACGCCCAGUCCAGCACGCCGCCAUACGAGCUAACGGUCAGCAGCACCAACCUCACAGCCAGCACACAGUACACUGUGACUUUGAGAGUCAAGUCCGGCCAGACUACCACCUUUAAGGGAUUAUUCGUGCAGGCACGUCUUGCCGACAACUGCAACAACGUUUCUCCCCAAGGCACCUUCACCGUCCCGAGCGACGGCUUUCUGAAGUUAACGCAGUGCACCGUAGCAAACGACGCUGUGACUCAGUCUAAUGACACCCAACAGACUACCAAGACCUUUAACUGGACAUCACCAUCUUCCAUCCCGGGCACAGUCUACUUCAGGGCGACGGUGGUGAAAAGUGAGAAGACCUUUUGGACUGAUGUGUCCUCAGGCUUCCUGCUGCCGUCAGGCGCUAAACUAAACCCGCAGUACUGUCCUGUGCAGAAGAUAUUGGCUCCAUCGACAACUUCGUUAACAACAUCGACAACUUCGUUAACAACAACGGAGGGAACGUCAGAUGCUUCGAUUGUCGCCCCUGCUAGGGUGCUGACGGCUGUCGUGUGUGUUGUCGCUCUUGCUGCCAGGAUCUGACCUCGUAAAACUCUCGUCGUUUGAAAACAAAAACUCUUUCUCUCUUGUGUAACAGUGCACUAUUAACAGUCUGCUAAAAUUAAUCUCACAGUCAGAUGGAAAGUAUUGCGCAGGAUAUUAAACAGAUUUUUCUAUUUAUUUUGUGGGCGGUUGUUUUCUACUUACAUGCCGGUUUGCAUUAAGUUUAAAAACGUAAAUGUUAGAUGAUUUGUUUAAAGCACAAUUCUUUAGAUCACAUGGUUGCCUUUAAUUUUCUGUCGAAAUCUACUCAGGUACAAAGGGUAGGUACAUUAUGUCCGUACACAGCAGCUGUUUGAUUUACACAUUGCACAAAUGUUGUGUACAGUACACAGUCCAACACAACACAUACAUAAUAUGUAUAUUAUACAGUCCAAGUGGUUUGUUUUAACGCUUCUGCCGAAAGGAAGAAGCUCAUUUAGCUGUAACCAUACCCCGGGUGCAAAGCGCUGUGUUGUUUAUUCCUGGCCUUGACCUCCCGAUUAUCACCUCUGACAUGUUUCCGACCUGAAACGAAGAUGGUGAGGCGUAGUCCUGACAUGAGAGCGAGGUGCUACCCGAUAUAGACAGAGACUAAAACAAAUAGGAGCGUAAAAGAGAGAGAGAUUAGGAGGAGAGAGAAAGACAGAGCACAAUGACUGUCACGUGAUCGACAUCAAAAGACGAAAGGUUAGAGCAGUGGUGUUCGAGCGACACAUCCCACUUCGCCUGCUUGACCACCCUGUGGAGUGAGUACCUUACAGGGUAACAGAAGGUAAGGCAGUGGAGAGGAGAUAGGUACAGCCAUUACAAGAGUAAAUACAUUCUUUAUUCGUCUACAGCCUGAAUACUUUGUCUUUCUAUCUCCGAUUAUUAUAUUAUGCUUACGAAAGUUGUAGAUCGUUCUUCUUUUUUUCGAACAUUUAAAGUCUUUUUAUUUAUGUACAUAUCUGAACGAUGUUUACAAUAUAGGGAUCCGAAGCCACAUUGUUUGUGUUUUGUUAUCAAUCCAAGUGACAAUGCUAAUAUCCUGUUAUGUCCCUUUUGUCCAAGUGUUCUUUUCGUUUAUCCACAUGACUAGAAAAUGCCUGCAAUUAAUUCUGUAGUUAUUAGUGUAACAAAAUACAUUUAUGAGAUAUUCAAAGUACGAAAUUUAAUUAACAAUUGAUUACUCAGUGCAUUAUGCUGUCUGUGUAACUUAUGUGUAUUGUAUUUUUUGUCUUGCAUUGUUGGAUUGCUUGGACCCUCUACAAUAAAUUCAAAUUCAAUUCAAUUAUCCCGAGUAUUAUUAGUAUACCAGCUGCUAAAAGUCCUAAAGGUAUGUUAUGCUGUAUGCUAUGUAAAAAUUUGUGUACAUUCAUUGCAUAAAUUUCUCUUCCGCACUCUGUCGGAACUUUGGGUUUUUUUUUUUUUUUU